Molecule: messenger RNA, 5467 nt
Organism: Geodia barretti
Lineage: Eukaryota; Metazoa; Porifera; Demospongiae; Tetractinellida; Geodiidae
Source: the annotation of a GenBank genome assembly
AGCAAAUUCCACGCUGCUUCUAUACAGUAUAUACCUAGCAAGCCGGCCGGCCCGCUCUGGCUCCCUGAAUCUGUUUGCACUCUUCGCUGCAAGUUCUGUGCAGCCGUCGAGGGUGUAGCAGAAGCUACCCUGCAAAAUGAGGCUACUGACAGCAGUAGCUGUGGUGCUGAACUGCUUGGUUGUCAUUGCAAAUGCUGAUGUCCCACCUCCAACAGUACCAACUCCGAGUUCCUGCACUGUGGAUAAUCUUUUCACCUAUAUCGAAGAGGCUACAGACUUGUCUAGUGUAACGGGACCUUGCACAGACGUAGCAGCUUAUCAAGCUACCGAUCCUUUGACUAGGGUAAUCGCCCCUUUCCAGGGUGUGACAAUCAGACUCGAUGGAGAAUACUGCAUUGCAUUCAUUGCCAGGGCCGUCGCGACCAAUACUGAUCCUCUGUUCAGUUUCUAUGACGCUGGUGACAAUUUAUUGGGCGGUCUUACGUAUGGAAGUGGCAUGAUAACAUAUGACCUCAACCGAGACUUAUACGAAUUUCCAGUCGACACACAAGACUGGCAACGUUACCAAUUAUGCUCUAAUGGAAGUACCUUAACCCUCUAUCAAGACUGUGUUGCUGGUAUCUCUCUCUCGAUCACUCCAAUUACUGGAUAUAAUGAUGACGAACUCAUCUAUCUUCUGAUAAACCCAGAUGGAGAUAUAUUUGGAGGAUCAGUUUCCUCACUCUACUUCAUCAACUGUGGAGGAUCUGAUCGUGUUACUCAGGCUGGCAUAGCAGGAAUUCAGUGUCAACAUAUUGACACAAGUUGCUCUAGACCACCCGUCUCAAUUGAUGCAGCGGUGGCAGCAUACUUGAGCCAGAAUAAUGCUGGUGUGCCUCCAAUACCCGAUCCGCCUCCCGUCUUCUCACUGAAAGGACAAAAAGGGCAGAAAGGAGAUUCCGGAGCGUCAACCUUUGGACCUCCUGGCAUACAAGGUCCACCCGGUCCAGACGGACGACAGGGUCCAAGAGGUCCUCAAGGUAUACCUGGUCUGCCUGGACGAAAGGGACCACGGGGAGACCCUGGAUUACCCGGCUAUCCUGGAGUCCAAGGUCCACCUGGACCACCUGGACAACCUUUUGUUAGUGAGUCUCAAUCAGACGCCACCGAUUCACAAGCAGGAGACUAUGACAAGGGACCGGCAACUACAUGCACUCCGGGUGAGCCUGGGCCGAGAGGUCCUCCGGGGCCUCAAGGAAGAUCAGGUCCUCCGGGACCGCCAGGCCAAGAUGGUGCGCAAGGUACCCCAGGUGACAGAGGCAGUCCAGGUCCAGUUGGUGCACCGGGUCCUCCUGGGCCAAGAGGACGUGGUGGAGACACUGGUCCUCAUGGACCUACCGGACACCCUGGACCACGUGGCCCACAAGGAGAGAAAGGAACAAAGGGCUUAACUGGACCAGCAGGACCCCAGGGACCCAAAGGACCAUCUGGUUCCCCAGGAGCUGCUGGCAAAGCCGGCACAAACGGAGAGAAUGGUGAUCCUGGUCAACCCGGAGACACUGGCCCACCUGGUGCUUCAGGGAUACCUGGACCACCUGGCUCACAAGGACCAUCUGGUGAAAUUGGACCCCCUGGACCAUCUGGUCCAUCGGGAGAAACAGGAGAGCCUGGAGCAAAGGGAGCAAGGGGACCUCAAGGGAACCGUGGCCUGCCUGGACAACGUGGACCAACUGGACAGCCUGGAAGAGAUGGAACACCUGGCUCACAAGGACCACCAGGUGUCGACGGCACACCUGGUCAGAACGGAGAUGUGGGCCCCUCUGGAUCCGAUGGACCACCAGGCCACCCUGGACCUGAGGGUUCUUCUGGAGAAAAGGGAGUCGCAGGUACCCAUGGACCCCAUGGCCCACCUGGACAACCUGGCCUCCAAGGACUAACUGGAGACGUCGGCCCACCUGGACAACCUGGCCAGAAAGGAGAGAGGGGUCACGAUGGUGUAGCUGGAGCUCGAGGUCCUCCCGGAGAACCUGGUCCUAUUGGAGUACCGGGCCCACCUGGAGUUGAUGGCAAGGAUGGAGACGAUGGAGUGCAGGGCCCAACUGGAAGACCAGGUCCUGCUGGAGCUUCAGGACAACCAGGAGAGAGGGGUCCGCAAGGCCCUUCAGGAUUCGCUGGCUACCCAGGUCCUCCAGGACCCAAGGGAGCGAUUGGCCCGCCCGGUGCACGUGGUCUGAACGGACCAAAAGGCAAGAGGGGCCGCUCAGGAUUCAACGGGGAGCCUGGACAAACUGGACCCAAGGGACCACAAGGACAGCGUGGCUUGCCAGGUGCACCAGGAAGACAUGGACGGAAGGGAUCUCUUGGACCCGAGGGAUCAAGUGGACCGCCUGGCGACCCCGGAUUCACUGGAGAACCAGGCUCAAGGGGACCUCCUGGACCACCCGGAGAAGCUGGCCCACCAGGAGCAGACGGAGCCCCUGGCUUUACUGGUGCACCUGGAGAUGCUGGGACGCCGGGAAAAGAUGGAGUCCCUGGACAACAAGGACCACGAGGAGAAAAGGGUACAUCUGGACAAAGAGGAGCAUCAGGAGACUCAGGAGACACUGGAGUGCCUGGAGCCAGGGGGGAAGUCGGUACACCAGGAGCAGACGGCCGAGAUGGAGAGCCGGGACAGACUGGUGCACCAGGAAACACCGGUCCUCCUGGUCCUCAGGGAGAGAGAGGGGACAGGGGUGAACCUGGACCGAGGGGUCUGCCGGGGGAGGUCGGGCCACAAGGUCCGCCAGGAGAACCAGGCAACAACGGAAACCCUGGGACCCCCGGAACAGCCGGCCUUCCCGGACCAACAGGACCGCCUGGAAAUCCCGUAUGAGGGUUCAACUGAGUGGGUGGUGUGGUUAAUUCAGUACCAGUGUGUUCAAGUGUGGUGUUGGUUUGAAGGGUUUAUUCCGCACGAGUGUGUAAGUGUGUGCAGUUGAGGUUUGAGGGGGUUUUAAUUACCAACACAGGGUAACCCAGGAACAGCAGGGCAGCCAGGUACACAUGGACUUGCAGGAGAGAGAGGAGAGAGGGGGGAGAGAGGAGAUCCUGGUGAUGAUGGACAGCCUGGAGCUAUAGGUCCCUCUGGAGCACCAGGAGAGCCAGGUGAUCAAGGCCCAGAUGGACCAAAGGUGAUGUGAUGAACCCUUCCUUUCCUUCCUUUGUAUAUUAUGUGUGCAUUAGCAAUGUGCUGAAUAACUUAGAGUAUAGUAGGUAAGGCGUAGUGUCCAUAUGCUUGUGCAAAGGAGGCACGUUUGCCAGUUUUUACGGCAAUUGGUUUUGCCACACACAGGGCACAGAUGGUGAUCCUGGACCACAGGGAGCUGAAGGCCCCAGAGGAGAAACUGGUGCACCUGGCCCACGAGGACCACUCGGGUCUCCCGGAGCAGACGGACCACCAGGAGAAAGAGGAGAACGAGGAUUUAUUGGAACCAAGGGUGACCGUGGCUCAAAGGGUGAGCGGGGUACAAGGGGUGCUGCUGGACAAGAUGGAAGACCUGGUGAUAGAGGAAUCGUUGGAGAGCAGGGGAGAGAAGGGAGAGACAGGGGAGAGAGGCGCAACUGGUACUCCUGGUGUGAGCGGAGUGCAAGGCCCAACCGGAACCUCUGGGGAUAUUGGACCAGCUGGCCCACCAGGUCCUUACGGCACUCCCGGACUGAAGGGAGACAAGGGAGACAUUGGUCCCCCUGGACAGGUCGGUCUUCCAGGACUCCCGGGUGCAAAGGGAGACAACGGCGUUCCGGGAGAAGUCGGCCAAAAUGGACCACCUGGACAACCAGGAGCAAAUGGAGAUACUGGUGCCAGUGGACUUCCUGGAGAGCCUGGAUCUCCUGGACAUGUUGGUGCUCCUGGUCUUCCAGGCCCACAGGGACCUACUGGACCUCCAGGACAAGACGGUGUAGAUGGAGAGGACGGUGUACCAGGUACCCCGGGAGAGCAGGGCCCACUUGGACCACACGGCCCAACUGGACCACACGGAGACCCUGGCCCCCCUGGACCCCCAGGACCAACUGGCGAAGUUGGGCCCAAAGGCUCACGUGGACAAAAGGGAACACAAGGCCCACUUGGCAUCAGAGGUCCAGCUGGACCACCUGGAUCACGGGGAGAGGUUGGCCCAUCUGGUCUUCCUGGACCUCCUGGUGUUCCUGGAGCCACUGGUGAGACUGGCAGACCAGGUAGCGAUGGAGCAACUGGAGAGGCAGGACCAAGUGGGGCACCCGGAGAUGACGGUCCUCGGGGUGUGCCUGGCGAGAAGGGAGAGCAAGGUCGACGUGGUGACAAGGGAGAUCAGGGAGACAGGGGUGACACUGGGCCACCUGGUGCAGCUGGACAAGUGGGUCUUCCGGGAAGAGCGGGACCCAAAGGAUCCAGGGGAAACAGUGGUGUCUCCGGACGAGAUGGCGACCCUGGCCCACUCGGACCUCAAGGACUCCAGGGACCACGGGGAGAGAAGGGAGACCAGGGAGUGCCUGGAAACCCUGGACAAAAGGGAGAGACUGGAGAACCUGGACAAUCGACCACAGUCAACCUUGGAUCACAAUCUUCGUAUCCUCCUGGAACUCUGAAGGGAGGCGAUUUCUACAUCAGCGACAAGAUGCCCGGCGACAAACUGUUCCAGGAGGGAGUAAUGACCUUCUACAACGAGGUGGAGAAGAUCAGAAACACCCUCUACGAAGUCCUGAAGCCCAACGGGAGCCAGGCAGCCCCGGCACGCACCUGCUAUGACCUCUUCCUCUGCAACCCAGACUUCCAAGAAGGUCACUACUGGAUUGAUCCUAACAUUGGUGGCAAGCAGGAUGCCCUCCAGGUAUACUGCAGCAAGCCGGGUUGCUCCUGCAUUGACCACUCACUCCAAGACAGCUCGGUGCCCACCUUCCAUGCCGAUGCUGGGGAUAAACCAUUCUCAGAACUAUCAAAGGGAUACGAGCUCCCAUGGCCAGUGCACAUUGACCAGAUAGCUCUGCUGCAGCUACUCAGCAGCUCAGCCACCCAAGAGUUCAGGUACUACGGCGGCACCGAAAAAGUCGACUUUGUAGGAGCAGAUGAAGAGCCCCUUGUCGUCUAUGACGAUGAGAUGACAGCAUUGAAGUCAAGAACAGAUUACAUGCUGUCAGGUGAACCGGAACAGUUCCCAAUCCUAGACUUUACACCACAUGAUGACACCUUCGGUUUUGAGAUGGGCAAAGCAUGCUUCUGCAACAAGUUUCAAUGAACACUGAACUCUACCUCUUAAGACUCUGUCUCUAGUUUUUCUUGUGUUCAUAGUGUAUUAUAUGUGCAUGCACACCAUCAACUUGUGCGCAUCUCUGACAAUGUAUUAGGUUUAAUUUAUAGCUAAAAACUGCAGGCCAGUGUCUGCGUUACAUCUCAUUACUGAUAACUACUUUUAUGUUGUGAGUUGUAUAAAUGAAGUUUUUUUUCAAUAAAGUUUUUUCAAGUUGGUAAAUA